GGGUCACGUGAUCCCCGCCCAAGCUGGCCAACAUGGCGGCUCCCACGCGUGGCGUCGGCUGCCUUUGUCGGCUGGCCUGGCGCCGCCGUGCAGGGGCCUUGCACAGCGGGGAGCAGCCCGCGGCGCUCGGAGGGGUGCCGGGGAAGGCUGAGGCGGCGCAGAGCGGUGUUGCUCCCUGGAGAGCAGUGGUGGGUCUGGAAAUUCAUGCGCAGAUCAAUUCCAACGCCAAGAUUUUCUCUGGCUCCCAAGUGCAGUUUACAGCACCCCCUAACUCUUUGGUAUCUUUUUUUGAUGCUUCUCUACCAGGAACCUUACCAGUUCUCAACAGGAGAUGUGUAGAAGCGGCCGUGAUGACAGGCCUGGCACUCAGCUGCAGCAUAAACAAGAAGUCCUUGUUUGACAGGAAACACUAUUUCUAUGCAGAUCUGCCUGCUGGCUACCAAAUUACUCAACAAAGACUUCCUAUUGCAGUGAAUGGGAAUCUGUCAUACACCUUCUGUGUAGGGGCAAAACAAAGUCAGCUGGUAACAAAGAAUGUGAGGAUCAAGCAGAUUCAGUUGGAACAAGACAGUGGGAAGAGCCUUCACAAUGAUACAAGGAGCCAGACUCUCAUUGACUUGAACAGGGCUGGAGUUGGCCUCAUGGAAGUUGUCAUGGAGCCUGAUAUGUGCUGUGGGGUAGAGGCAGCUGCGGCAGUCAGAGAGCUUCAGCUUAUUCUUCAAACACUUGGGAGCAGCCAGGCAAUCAUGGCAGAGGGUCAACUAAGAGUAGAUGCCAAUGUAUCUGUGCAUCAUCCAGAAGAGCCUUAUGGAGUGAGGACUGAAGUGAAGAAUAUCAAUAGUUUACGAUUCCUGGCAAAAGCAGUAGACUACGAAAUACAGAGACAAAUUGAAGAGCUUGAAAAUGGAGGAACGAUUCUGAAUGAAACAAGAACCUUUGAUUAUAAACUUGGGCGCACGAUACCAAUGAGAGACAAAGAAGGAAAACAGGAUUAUCGGUUCAUGCCAGAGCCAAACCUUCCUCCAUUGAUUUUGUAUGAUGCUAAAUCUUUGCCUGCUAAUAUAGACGAUCAGCAAGUGGUAAAUAUUGAUUGGAUUCAAGAGAGGCUUCCUGACCUCCCCAGUGUGAAGAGAGUGAGGCUUGUUGAACAGUAUGGAAUUCUGCCUGAACACAGUUUCACCUUAUUGAAUGAAGAUGGAUUAAUGGAGUUCUUUGAAGAUGUGGUGAGAGAGACCCAGAUGAAUCCAAAGAAAGUGAUUGGAUGGGUUAUAAGUGAGCUGCUUGGUCAUUUAAAACAAUACGACCUUACAGUCAAGGAGAGUCCAGUCAAUUCUCUCUCUUUGGCUGACCUUCUGAAUCUCCUAGAGAGAGGAGUCAUUUCUUCUUCAGCAGCCAAACAGCUUCUCACAGCCAGUGCACAACCUGUGGUUUGGCUUCUCAAGGCAGCUUUGCCAUUAUCCUCCUUAAGGCCUCCAGCAAAAUAAAAAACAGAAGUAACUUCUAUCAGAGACUUGGGGUCAGGGUAGGCAGAUGAGAGUCGUGCCUCGCUCACAAUAGGUUGCGUCAGCACAGGUGUCUUACAGGACUGAGCACAACUGCUAAACUACCUCAUGCUGAUGGAGUUUCGAACUGGGAGGGAAAAAUCCUCCAUCCUGGGGAAAAUCUCCAAGAUGUUUUUAUCAUGUAAUUUGUUCUGUUUUUCAUAAGCUGUCUUAUUGCACUGCUUAUUAUUGGAAAUACCUUGAAAUUACAACUUCGCCUCAAUCCUGCAGUCAGUUUUUGAUGCUGAAUUUUUGACAGAACGUUCAUUUCCUCACCAGCACAUCAUGAUGCCCUAAACAUACAAUUAUGUCUUCAGCUGCUUGUGCUUGAUCCUGCACUGUUUUAAUAAGGGCUUUCUCUUUCACAUCCUACAUCUCUGAAAUAAGAGCAGAGGGAAUACAGAAAAUGACUGCCCAAGGAAAUUGCUUUUUUAUAAAUGUUCUCUUCUCUCAAGUUUAUUCCAGGGUGAGAGCCAUGCUCCAAAGCAGGAAAACACACCAACAUUAGCUAGUAAUUAUUCCAGAAGCUUAGCCUUGCCCGGCUGUACUCAGAAGUGAUAGAUAGAGGGACUGCGGCUGCCACGUGCAGUCUGAUUUGUAACGUUUCUCUUCUGUUUCCGAUUAUGUAUCCUCAUU
Molecule: messenger RNA, 2177 nt
Organism: Gavialis gangeticus (Gharial)
Lineage: Eukaryota; Metazoa; Chordata; Crocodylia; Gavialidae
Gene: GATB
Product: glutamyl-tRNA amidotransferase subunit B
Exons: 12
Coding region: 33-1484 (483 amino acids)
Biological process (GO): mitochondrial translation; glutaminyl-tRNAGln biosynthesis via transamidation
Molecular function (GO): glutaminyl-tRNA synthase (glutamine-hydrolyzing) activity
Source: RefSeq, a predicted model, not a curated record